CUAGAAAUUUCAUACCAAGAAAAGGAGGAGAGAUAAGGACAAUAGAAGAUGUUUAAUAGGAGAGAAAGCAAAUCACACCUGAGCAACCGCUAACCAUCCACUGAUACUGUCUUAUGUACUGUUGUUUUUUUGUUUUUUAGUGCGGUUUUUUAGUGUUGUUGUCAGUCCCUGAAGCUUACAUUUCGGAAAACUCGCUUGCCAGAGUGCGUAUUAUAUCACAUUGCAAUAGGCCGUGCCGUGGCAGAAACGCGGAAGAGUAUAAAAUUGCCGAUGUUGACAACCCCCAUACCAUCAUGCUAUGUUCAGCAACUCAGGUUCUCUAAGUUUUAUCAAAUUAAAUCCUAAAGAGCCCAGCUUUUGUAACCCAAGCAAACAAAGUCAAUUAGAAAAAUUAUAUAAAGUGUUUAUUUUGUGUCUUGUUCGUGUUGAUUGUUGACUUACAUAAUGUCUAAGAAUGUUACAGGGAAUAUGUAAUGAAAAACAUAAGAACGAUAUGAACAUUUGCCGAUUGUGUUUAGGUCAAGAGGUCAAAAGCCAGGAAGGGAAUAAAAUAUCGCAUCCGGUUGUGCCGUUCCCUUCCGCGUUGGUGCAUUGUGGGGCACAAGUUCAGUGUCAACAAAACUUCUUCGCGACAGAGCAGCUAUGUCAGGGUUCUUCAGUUAGGAGAAAGUACUUUCAUUAAGUUAUUCUCAAGUUAAACAUGAUGCUUUAUAUUAAUGUCGGCCAUAGAGAAUGGCUCCGACUUCAUUAAUAAUCCCUUCGGUCGUGGAUCGGUGUCGUCUUCGCUUGGUGAGGGAUUCAGUGGAGGAACUUUUCAACGUUAGCACCUCCACCAUCAGCAGUGCUGUUCCACUCCUAGACGAAGACGAACCCAAGCGAUAUUAUGAUUCAGAGUCAGAAGUUGAGCAAUUCAUAACUGGUCAGACAGUUGGAGUUCAGAGCUUGGUUGUUGAAGGCAACUCCCUCAUUACAGAGGUUGACAAAAGUGAACGACGAAAUUGUGAACAUGUCGCGACAGUGCCCAAUUCUGACAUCAGUGACAGUAGUGUCACUCAAGGCCAGGAAGAUCCCGUCUCUACCCUUUGUUUUCAAACGGAUGGACCACAGGAAAACAUUGAAAAGGCGCAAACCUUUGCAAGGGCUCACUUACUUCUGAACAAGGAAGACUACAUCAUCAGGUCACAGUGUUUGAGCAGUAAACAAGAGUUUGAAAUGGUACAGCAGUGCUCCAGAGACCUACAAACCUCAACUCUGGCUUUGCUUACUUUUUCCCCUGAGAAAUUCGAAGUCUCUUAUCAGGGCUCAGAGGACAGCGUGAAAGAUGCUGAAUCGCACGUGGAAUGUAUCUUGUCUAAAUUGAGGGGUGAUGGCGAAACGAUUUUAGAUAAGCAGGAGCAGGAAAACAUUGAAAAUGAGAAGCUGAAUGUACAGAGAGCCAACAGAAAGGAUAUAAUGGCUCCAGCUGUGUCUGAGUCUUCUUCUGGUUUGUGUGAAAGAAACUCUGACGCUUCCAGAAAGAGUGUCUCUGUGAUGGGUUCUGGAACAAGUGAGGACAGCACAAACGGGGAGGAGAUUUCAAAUAGAGACUAUCAUUUGGGUGUGUGUCAAGAAAACACGUCGUCUGCCCUCAGAAUCUCCGACAGCUUGAAAAGUUCUGGUUCUGUGUCCGUGUCAUCUUUCUCGUCAACUUGUUCUUCCGAUGAGGAAAGUGGUGAGGAGGAUAAUGUACUCACUGACCUCCGCUACAGUAAGCAGGUGGAGCAGGCUGUCAAGUUGGGUUACUCUGAACAGCAUGUGAAAAAAGCUUUAUCCAAACUUGGACUAGACUGUGGGCUAGAUGAUCUUCUUCGGGAAUUGAUAACUAUCGGAGCCGAAGAGAAAGAUGUUGCUGUCAUCUCUUCGUCUGAUGGAAAUCAGUGUGAAGCGGGAAAACCAGAUCCUGGAGCCUUGCUGGGUUUCAGCAGCACGUCCACCAGCGGCCCGGGAGACGUGUCCGGAAUAUCUGCCAAAGAUUCCGUUCAGAGAAAUUCAUCUUUUGAUUACAACGACAGCAGUAACCUUCGGCAAAUCAUCAUUGAUGGAAGUAAUGUAGCCAUGAGUCAUGGCAAGACUGUGUUUUCCUGCAAGGGCAUCAAGCUUGCCGUGGACUGGUUCCGGGAGAGGGGACACAAGGACAUCAUCGCGUUUGUCCCACAGUGGAGGAAAGAGACGUCGCGGCCUGAUGCCCCAAUCACUGACCAAGAAAUCCUGACGGAGCUGGAGAAGGAGAGGGUGGUGGUGUUCACCCCGUCGCGGCGCAUCAAGGGCAAGCGAGUCGUCUGCUACGACGACCGCUACGUGCUCAAGCUCGCCCUGGACACAGAGGGCAUUGUAGUCUCCAACGACAUCUACCGAGACCUAUGCAGCGAGAACGAGGAUUUUCGCAAAGUUGUGGAGCAGAGGCUGCUCAUGUACUCCUUUGCCGAUGACAGGUUCAUGCCACCGGAAGACCCGUACGGCCGAGGGGGGAUAAGUCUGGACAACCUGCUGAGGAAGGUGCCCAUGCAGCUGGCCUUCAAGCCCCAGGAGUGUCCCUACGGCAGGAAAUGCACCUACGGGAACAAGUGCCGCUUUUUCCACCCGGAGCGAGGCUAUACGCCGCAACGCUCGGUCACGGAGGCCCUCAAAGAGCAGGCGGAACACACCAUGCUGGAGAUCAAGGAGCGAGCGGCGGAGAAAGGACGGCGGCCCAAACAGAAACUGGUGAGGACAAAGUCGUUUGUGCCGGAGACGCGACCGCUCAACCCCUCUGCCUUUGACGGUGACGCGCAGAAACCAAAGCUGAACCACUCCAAGUCUUUGGUGGCACUGUCCCCCAAGUCAGCUGAUUAUUUGAACGAGCCAAGGAGAAAAAUGGAGUCAGAACUUUCCGCUGCUUUUGAGAAAAUGCCACUAAAGCAACGGCACUCAGCUUCUUCGAUGGGAUCUUCCUUUUUUUCGACACCGAAAGACCUUGGUAAGCCGCAGUCUGUUUUUGAAGAUCCUGUACCUCAAGCGAACAGCCCCCGGAGCUCCCCACUGCCUGAGAGAGAGGUCGUAAAACAGUUUGGCGCAGGUGGCGCUGCUGUACCGGCCAGUUCUUCCCCCAUGAAGAACGUUGUCAGCGUGUCACAGCGAGCCUCCCCCUCCCAUCUGACCGUCCCAAAACACGAACAGUCGGAACCUUAUCUCAGUGGUCACUUGUUAGUCGCUAAAAAGCUGUCGGAUGAGGGCAAAAAUGACUUCUUCUCGGAGCACGUGUCGAGCCCUUCAUCCACUCGCACCUCCAGUCCCGUGGUCCCUCUUGGCAAAGGAGGGGAGCAGAGAAAUCUGGGGAUGAGCGACAGCCUGUCUCGGGAGAGUCUGCUGGAUGCGUCUUCAGCACACCCACACGGCGCUUUCUCCAACACGACGGAGAACCUGCCCAAUCUGAGCUUGUUCCACUCUGGGGAGGCGACGAGCCUGUCUCAGUCCAGUCUGCCGGGCUCAUCCUCCGAGGACCGAGCCAGUCUAGAGAUGUUGCAGCGUGCGGGCUCAGACAUGUACCCACCUCACAGCGGCACGUUCCAGGAGGACGACAACCUCCCGGAGCUGAGUAUAUUCCACCGGUCCGGAGACGCCUCAGGCAUGUCAUCUCCCAGUUCUAGAACGUUCUCCAGCGCUGGCAACCUGCGACAGCACAAUGACGAGUCCUCGAGAUGCCAGGACUUCGCCACCUCCCCCAAUGUCUUCUCCCCGGUCAUCGACAGCGGGAAUUUCAGCGGGUCUGAGACACAGCCCAGCCCGGUGACGAGCCGGCAGUCGUACUUUCAGAAGAUGUCGGGCGAGCCAGGGACCUCGGAGCCCCCGAGUCUGCGGCGAGCCUUCAGCUCCACGGGAAACGUGUUCGGCUCGGCCGUGUCAUCCGAGGGCCAGCAUGUGUCGGGGCCGCACACUGGGAGGCUGAGCGAACACUUGACCUUGAAGCCCCAGCACAGCGUGCCACUCGGACAGAAACCGCAGCUUCGGCGACAGAGCAACCACUUUGAGUUUUCUCGGCAGAACAGUUCGUCCGACCCUCAGAUUCACCAGCACUCGUACGGGGUCGGGGGUAGGGACGUGUCGGAUCAGCUGCCCGUUGGUCUCUCCCCCUACCCUGGAGGCGACCGCAGCCCGGGUCCUGGCAUGUUUUCGCCUCAAGCCGCUGUCGAACUUGGCAGCAACGCCCUCCCUCUUCCUCAACAGCAACAACAACAACAGUUCUAUUACCCACCUCAACAGCAUCUUCAACGCUCGCUCCAACCGCAGCACACAGACUCCCAGUCGCGGCGCGCGGUCCACCGGCAGUCUGUCAGCGAGGUUGUGUGGGGUGAGCCUGUGUUGGGCAUGUACCCGCCCGUGUCUAGUGGGCUGCACAGAACUCCCUACCCCCUAAAUUGUGUUGAUGGGGGUGUGAAAACAGCUUCACUUACACCGUACCCACAGUCAACCUCGGACCUCUCCGCCUAUUCACAGCAACAACACCCAGCCCGCGCUUCGUUUCCUCUGCCCAUGCAGCAGUACGGCCACGCCCCCCUGCCCUCCUCCCACUUCCGUCAGCAGCUCCCCCCACACCAGUUGACACACUCCCAGCCACCAUUCAUGCCGCACUCAAACCCGGCCGCCCCAUUUUCAUUCCCCAACCCAUCCCAACCUCCCCCUCCCCCUCAGACGGGAUACCCACCCCCGUACCACAGCUCCAGCUCAGGGUACGCCAUACCACCAGACAUGUCCAGCGCCGUCUCGAGCCCGUAUUUCCAACCAAUGCACACGCAAGCCCCACCCCCCAACGUCAUGCCCACAAUCCACCCGGAGGACACACCCAUCCUGCAGUGCGACCAGGAACGCUACCUCCUCUACCACCGGCUCAUCCCGCUGUUUGGGGAGGCUGCUGUCAGGAAGGUCAUGAACAAACACCCAAGGAUUUUGAACCCGGAGGAUCUGUGCCCGCUCAUCAUCGCGUUCAAGCAGGAAACGAGGUUGUGAGAUCUGCCGAGACUUGACCUCCGACAUCUUCUCAGCCCCAUGUGUAGAGAGUGUGUGUGUUGACAGAUCGUUAA
Aplysia californica (California sea hare) is the source of this 5096-nucleotide messenger RNA. RefSeq lists its product as uncharacterized. Gene Ontology annotation, molecular function: mRNA binding; metal ion binding; RNA endonuclease activity. Gene Ontology annotation, cellular component: nucleus; cytoplasmic ribonucleoprotein granule. The transcript is spliced from 5 exons. Bases 733 to 5022 code for a protein of 1429 amino acids. The record is from RefSeq and is a predicted model, not a curated record. NCBI's taxonomy places the organism in Eukaryota, Metazoa, Mollusca, Gastropoda, Aplysiida, Aplysiidae.